AUGUACGGGAGGUCGCCGGAGAGGCGGCAAAAGCAAAAACUGGCCCGGUUGUCCACAUUUAGAGUCGAAAACGAGCAGAACCCGGAAGAAAUGCCACAAUGCUUUCAGAUAUUGGUCAACAUAAUCGAGGCUCGAAAACUGGCGUGGUCCAAUCCGCAUUCAGCAAAUUCGUAUGUUGUGUUAGUUCUCGGGAAGAAGAAAAGUAGAACAAACAUCAGGAGAAAUAUGGUUGAGCCUUAUUUCAAUGAGAAUUUUGUGUUCGAAAUGUAUGCGAGUAUUCAAGAUCUUCAGCGGUCUUAUUUGUGGUUAGCGGUAAUGGAGCCUCGGUUUUGUACGCCCUCUAGGUUGUUAGGAGAAGCUACAAUAGAUUUGGGAACGAUUUGGGAGCAGCCAAGACAUCUUAUAUUCCACAAAUGGGCUCAGUUGACUUUGCCAAGAGAUCCGAUCGCGGGGCCUGUGGGUUUCUUGAAAAUCGAUAUUUCUAUAAUUUUUCGAGAAGUUCAAAUAAUACCAGCUAUUGUCUCUCAGAAGCCUGCAGAAAAUAAUCUCUUGCUACCAACUGGUUCGGAGCAGCAAUGUGCCAAUUAUGUGAUCACUAUUUUCGGAGCUUUCGGUCUGCCUAGUGGAGUACAGGCACAUGGUAACAGGAAGUAUGGGAAACCACCAAGUACAUUCGUCAAAAUCUCCUUUUGCGGAUUGGUAGUCAAAACAGGCGUGCAACACAGAACCAACCAUCCAUCGUACUGCGAACAGAUUUCAAUAGUAGAAAUGUUUCCCAAUAUUUGCCAGACCAUCAGAAUGGACAUAUGCUCAGCGGAUAGUUGUUUCAACAGGGUGAUUGCCAGUGCACAUCUGAAACUUGGUCUAGUAUCUCACGAUGGAGAGAAUGGCUUCCUGCCUACGUUUGGCCCGUCAUUACUUCACAUGUAUGGCGCUGGAGGCUCAUUGGGUGCAACUAGUGAGGAUGGCCCAUACCACCGCGGGGCACUGCUUGUUUCUUUAAAGACCAGCGUGCCUUAUUACCAACAGGGAGUAAGAAGUACCAGUGUCGAGCCUGUCACUCCAAUAAAACCGGAACAUUUGUGGGUUAUGGAAGACUUUUGGAUAUACUGUCCUAUCCUGGAGGUUUCAAUGUUGGAUGGCGCUGUCGCAGGCAAAUGUAGUGGUGUAGCUUUGACAAUUGGAGAAGUAAAUACCGAUAAUACUUCUGAUCAAGGAACCCACAAACUUCAUUAUACUGGUUCAGUCAGUGUAAGAAGCUUAGAGCCAUCGUAUGGAUAUCUCGAAUUUCAAUAUGGAUAUCCAGUUCUGCAGUUAGCUUCACGUUUGCCUGAUUUCCGAUUUCGUAUGUACAGAAACAACAUGGCUUAUAGUAUCGUCACCAAUCUGGAGGAUUCCAUAUCAGAUAUAGCAUAUCGAUUAAAAACUUUGGAUUAUUCAACACCAAGUGAGUUGAUUGAUGAACUAAACAAAACUGUAGAUGAGACUGCAAAUAGCAUUUUAAAGUUUCUAGACAUCGUCAAGUAUUCCAAUUUAAAUGACAAUGACGCUGUGAUGCGUCAUAACAUGACGGAACUUGAUCAAAAGCAGUUGUCACUGCAAAAGGAUGAGAUGUCUUCAGAUGGUUGGCCUGAUAUUGCUUUAUGGCUAUUGAAUGCCGGAUCUAGAGUUGCAUUCGCCAGGAUACCAGCAGCUGAUGUUAUUUAUUCAGUUAUAUCUGAACAGUGUGGGAAGAACUGUGGUAAAAUACAAUCACUGUACGUAAAGCCAAUAAAAUGUCCUAAGCAUUUAAAUACAUACGAUUCUGGUUGCCACUGCAUUGCUGGCAAAAUAGAGCUUCUUCUUUGGAUGGGUUUGUAUAGAAAAAAAUCAUGUUUUGAAAGAUUUCUGCCCAUUGGAAUGAAUCUCAAAGCGCGAGGACAUGAAAUAACUUUGAAAUCGAACGUAUUGGAUAAACUGAUUCUAAUUGGUCGCGCUCAAGUGAAACCAGUAUUGGAUGAUCGUGCCGACCUUGAAUUUGCACCCAAAUUACAGUGGUAUGAGAUAUAUAAGGGAUCAGAGUGUUUAGGACAAGUUCAUAUGUCGGUACAAUUGAUGCAAGUAAGUUCGAAAGCAUGUGAUGUGUUUUUAUGAUGUGCUGUUGAAACUAUGCUGUCAAACAAAGCGCUGUCACAGUAUUAGAGGUUCCAUGUUAUAAGCCCUACUUCUAAAGUCAAUAAAGGUUAUGUUAUGUUUAUCCCAGUGUUCGACACAGACGCAUCUCUUUUAGCUUUAAUUAUAUCUCAAAUCUCACAAAAGGUUUCAGAAGAAUUGAUUAGAACCAUUAGUUAUCUUAAUAUAGAAGAAAACUUAAAUACAUCUAAAGUUAAAGAAUAUGCUUUAUGUGAAGAAGACACGGAACCACUGCCGGCCAAUUUAAUACCGCAAUUUUUCACUUACAAAGUUGACGUUUAUUGGUGGGGUUUACGUGAUAUAAACAUUACAAGGAGACCUUGCGUUGUCCUCGAGAUUGACGAGCUCACAGUAAAAUCUGACAUCAUCACGGACAAGCAAAUCAACUGCAACUUUCCGAACGGCAAGUCCAGUCACAUAUUUGAGGCUCCACUUAACGAAACACACACUACGCUGUUGAGCGUCAGUGACAUCUCGAUAGUUAAUAAUGCAAAUAUCAGGAUCACCAAUUACAAGCGCAAAGCAAAACGAUCUACCUGGGCCAGAUUGUUCAACGGAAAGUGUCCCACUGAGGAAGAAUAUGUGCUUUUGCCGAUAUUUGAGAAAGAGAACGCACAGGAUGAUAUAGUUAUGAAGAAAAGCUCAAAAACUUUUCAUCAACAAGACUGGUGGUUGAGGUACUUCAACUCGAUCAAAAUAUACGAGUCAGAAUUAGAGAGUCAAACGGAAUUCAGUAAAUUCAAAGACUGGUGUAGUUCCAUAAAGUUCUACAAUGGUAAGAAGACUGGUAUUCCUGAGGAAGAUGAAAAACUCUAUUGUGGAAUCCUGAAAGUAGGAAUCGCUAUAUAUAAAUGGCCACCACCCGGAGGUGUUACAGCUGUUACCUCUAGUGGAAUAGAUUUACACAACGGGUAUUUCGAAGAUUUCCCAAGUAAUGAUCCAACUCAAUUCUUGGUUCGUGUGUAUUUAGUAAAAGGCGUUGAUCUGAAAAAAAGAGAUUUCACAGGUCAAUCAGAUCCCUAUGUUAUCCUUCGUUGCGGUAAAAAGAUUUUAGGAGAUAGGGAUAGUUUUGUAAAGAAUAAUAUGAAUCCAGUAUUUGGCAGAACCGGUCCAUACAAAUGGAGAGACUGUUACAAACCAUCAGAAAUAUUGGAAGAUAUUUGUACUAAAAAUCACUUGCCUCCACCGAUUUACCCAGAUAAUGGUACUGUUAUGGUUAAUGGUGUAGAAUACAGAGAUUCUGAUAAAGAUAGAGUCUUCAUUUCACCCUGCGAACGAAAGGAGAAUAUUUGUUUAACUAUACUACAACAAUGGCACACUUUGCCCGUUUGUGGUUAUCGAUUAGUACCAGAGCAUUUGGAAACAAGAACGUUGUAUAAUCCUGAAAAACCGGGGCAUGAACAGGGCAAGAUCCAGAUGUGGGUGGACAUAUUUCCCUUAGAUACGGAACUGUACAUUCCACCACCAGUUGAUAUAACUCCUCGAAACGCUGUGAAUUAUGAACUGAGACUAAUCAUUUGGGAUGUGGAUCGACUGAACUUCGACGAAAACCUUACUGGCAGGAAGUUUCCGGACGUUUAUGUUAGAGCGUAUAUAGUCGUAAAAGAGAUGGAAACAUUCACAGAGUACAGAGAAAGAGUUCCCCCGAUAUUAGUCGUCCAAGUUUUAGACACUGAAGCUCUAGCGGCCGAUGAUUUUAUAGGUACACUCAUCCUCAAUCUAAAUGCUAUGCCACGAGGAGAGAAAUUAUCAAGUCAAUGUAGUUUAGAUGCAUUAGAUAGUGCAAAAAUUGUUAAUAUGUUUGCGUUGCGAUCAAUGCGGGCUUGGUGGCCAUUGUGGAAUGUCGAUUGUAACAGUGAAGCAAAAUUUUUAGCUGGUGUCAUAGAUAUGGAAAUGACCGUGCUUCCUAAAGAGAAAGCUCUUCUGAUGCCUGUUGGUUUAGGAAGAAGUUCCCCGCUUGCUUUGCCAGAGCCGCAGUGA
Molecule: messenger RNA, 4152 nt
Organism: Diatraea saccharalis (sugarcane borer)
Lineage: Eukaryota; Metazoa; Arthropoda; Insecta; Lepidoptera; Crambidae
Source: the annotation of a GenBank genome assembly